UCGCAGCCAAGCAAAGCCGUCUACUCGUCCACAACAACAUCCACACCAUCACCACCAUGCCCGACACCCUCCCCCUGCACUACUUCUACUUCUUUUGGCUCCUCGAGCCGGGCCUCUCGGUCGCCGGCGCGUUCUACGCCGUCCUCUGGCCGGAGGACUACGCCGCCGACCUGCUCCCCAGCACGACGGAGCGCAUCACCAACAUUGUUGGGCGCACGGUGCGCGGGCAGAUGGUGGUGGGGCAGCUCGGCUCUCUCUUCCUCCUCCUCGCCAUGAUCUCCUUCUCGCUCUUCCCGCUCUUCAAGUGGCAGCUUGGGUCGCAGCCCGCCAUCCAGGAGAAGCUGGUGCGCGGGCUACUUGUGCCGCUCAUCAUCCUCACGCUCCUUCCCCUCCCCAACGAGCUGCGCUGGGCGCCCGCGCAGUGGACGCAGCUGAUCCACGGCAACGUCGACGUGACGGUGCUUCUUAUCAUCUGGCGCACCGCGUGGUUCCUCGGAAUCGGCCGAUACGUGCCCGGCGCUGAGAAGGCCGAGGCUGAGUCUGCUGAGCAGGCGGAGGCUGAGAAGGCCGCCGCAGCUACCCCCGUCAAGCGUGGACGGGGACGCCCGCGCAAGGUGACGGCGGAGAAGGACGAGUAAGGCCCGCGGAGUAGGUAAGCCACGCCGGUCUGAGCGAGUCCCUCCGCCACCUGGCGUUCAGUGCGCUGGGGCAUGUCAACCCUCGGUGUGCCCCAUCUGGCGCGCUGCACCCAUAUCCCUCUCCAUACACUCCUUGCUUCAGCAGCCAUUAGACAUGCAGUAAAUGUUAGCUCGA
Messenger RNA from Vanrija pseudolonga, 813 nucleotides. RefSeq lists its product as uncharacterized. The coding region runs from base 57 to 638 and encodes 193 amino acids. The transcript is spliced from 5 exons. NCBI's taxonomy places the organism in Eukaryota, Fungi, Basidiomycota, Tremellomycetes, Trichosporonales, Trichosporonaceae. The record is from RefSeq and is a predicted model, not a curated record. Gene Ontology annotation, biological process: regulation of DNA-templated transcription.